AUGACUGGAUCUAGGGAGGAAGAAGUCACCAAUGGGAAAGAUCAACCCGAAGUAUCAGAAGGUCAGUCCGAUCCCACGAAGGAAAGUUCUCAAUCUGGAAUCCCGUUUGAAGGAAUAGCCCAUGUGUGGGGAUACUCUGUCCUCCACUUUGAUUUCCGUUCAUGGAUAGGCUCCUCAUGGUUCAGCACACCAACAGCACCUGGAACCCUGAGCUCCUCAGGAGGGUGGGGAUUGUACUUCUUGGAUCAGCUGGGGGUGUGGACAUGCGGAGAUUUUUGGCCAUGGGUUGCCAGAUGUUUGUUAAGUGCCAUCGUGGUUUUGGGAGCAAUUUUGAUUCUCUACUUGCUAUUGGUUAUCUGCCGGCCCUGUCAAGCUUUCUGCAAAUGUUGCUGCAGACAGACCAGAGCAGUAGCCAAAGAGGUGGGGGAGCUCCUCCCCGAACUUAGACCUGGGGGCACAUACGAAAAGCUGGAUAUCCGUGGACCCGCCUCUAGCGGGGGCGUCGAUUCCGAAUUCUACCAACGAGGCGUCAAGGGUCGAGGUUCAGAAAGAAAACCCAAUGACGUAGCUGUUGUGGUGAAUGACCAAAUAGCUCGCUUGAAGGUAGACGGGGAUCAUUGGGCACGUGUGGAUCGAUACGGGUUAUGGGUUCGUCUCCGUGGAGUGAAGGGUUCCACGUCGAAAGCGCUUCGCCAAACGUUGGAACAGGAGGGGAAAAUCCAUCUCUGUCGCGAGCAGCGGUGUCCGCUUGAAUUGCAACCAACACCCGGUCUACAUUGCAAAGCUUACGCUUCGGUGGAUGCCAAUGGGCUGGUGGAUUUGGGAGCUUAUGCAGGGUGGUCCACCCGCAGGGUGAUCGUCUUGAUGGGUCGAUGGCUACGUAGAAUGGUGCGGGGGCUUAGUCUCUGCGUGUACUAUCUGACGGGAUGGUUCAUUCUCAGACAACUUUGGGCAAAGCGGACGCCACCCAGAACCAUAGUCGAAGGAGCCGUCGUCAGACCCUUGGAUGCGGAAUCUGAAUCUGAAGUAGAGGUACAAGAUGACCCUUGUGAGGCCGUAUUAGUCGGUUUGGAACAUGGAGGCAAACCGAGAGCAUUGGCCACAGACCCAUGUGCAGAUCGGGCUAUCGGAGAGCCGGUCCGGCUCCUGGAGAGGGACAGAGAACUCUCUGACGUCAAAAGGAGAUCCUCCGUCAGGCUUUGCGACCAUCAUCGGCAGCUCUACGUGGCGGCAUGUUCAAGCCGAAAAUGCAGCGUGUUGGCUUGCUACGAACAGGUUGAUGGUGCCAAACAGGGAGUUCCCCUCUGCAAGCACCACCUGACGGACCUUGGUGGUUGUGCUCGCCCUACCCGCAGGGUUAGCUGGACACAUGAGAGAGAUAGCUCCAUUGCACGAUCCGAGGCAUCUAUGUCCGAAGGAGAAUGCCUCACCCCUGCACGAAGAAGCCGCCGGAUCAUCUUUGACGGCGCUGAACGACUUGGGCCCAGGGCUGCUUCGGCCGAUCCUAGUGAAUCCCAGAAGAAGAUUGAAGGCAAGCUUGAGAAGGGCCCGUGCAUGGUGCUCCUCAGACCAAAGUCAUUACAAACCGCGGAGGCCCCACCCAGGUGGACUGCAUGGUUGGGGCGCAUCGAGGGGUUCGCCGAAGAAGGGCGCAGCCAGGAGCUGCUCGAAGUCCACAUCCCUUCCUUGAAGCAAACGUGUGUGAUCCACAGAAGGCUGUUGAAAGGGUCCCCUCGAGACAACGGGGCGGGUCGAAUUAGUAAGCAUUGGGUGCAGAAGUUCCUUCAGCAUACCCAUGACGAAGAAGUCGGCCAAGGGAUAUCGGUCUUGGUCGCGCGCCUGUCCGAAGACCAAGCAGCGGCCCUGAAUGCCUGGGACGGUGAGGUGACGGAUGAAGGAGCGAAGCCAAGUAAAGCCUGGCAGGGGAGACUCUACCGGGAGAUCCUCCCACAUGCUGAUGCAUAUUUGCGUGAAGAAGCUGAGAUGUCCGACGACUUUAUGACACCGCCAAAGCCGAAAGUCGAGCUGGAAGAGGGUGCGGGACCGGCGAUUCCACCCUUCCCAGACCUAGAUGAUUCAGAUCGCCAGGGAAGAAUGGAGGCGGCUCGAAGAGCUCUUGACCAGCACAUUGAGGGAGAGAUAGAUUCCGAAGUGUUGCAGACCGUGGCCACUGCCUUCGACCUAGAUCAUGAGCAACUGGCUCAGUCGAUGUAUGCGAGGAAUCACCGCCUUAGCUACUCGAAGCCAACGACACCACCAGGAUUGGGAGCCGACCAAAGCGAAAUGGAGUUUGCAAGAAGACCCGUGACGGCAACUAUGCCAGGAGGAGUGACCGUAAAGCCAGCAGUCCCCCGGCCGGCGAAUCCACUUCUGCCGAGGAGCUCCUCCUCAAUCCCCCCGGUCCAGAGAGGUGGAUUGUCGCUCUUUCCCAAGGGGUCAGGCGGUCGAAACAGUCUCGUGAAACCAGCAUCGGAGCAGAUGCCGGAUGGCAGAGCAGGAGCCACGUUCGGAGAAGCCCUCGGAGACAGCACACAAGUCCAGAGCGCGGACCGCAUCAUUCACGCCAUCGACGGUCUGAGAAGAGCACAGGAUGACGACAAAAACCUCACGAAAGGGACCUUGAGUUCUAUCAAAGAGGCGGAGAAGAUGGACGUCUUCCUGGCACGAGGCUGUGGCACCCUGACCGUUGAACUCGCACCGGGAGUGUACGGGAAGGAACUUUUCCACGCGGGGAAAAGGGUGGCAAAUCACGCUCGCCAUAUGCUGCACUUGAUCAAAUGGCCGGUGCUGAUGACCAACAGGGUCCUACUUGGCAUCGCUGGUCUGUGGUGGGGUGGCAAAGACACCUAUACCUUGCACGCAAGUGACUGCGUUACCGCUCGGUCCGAGCAGUUGGACAGUUGGAAUCCGUCCUCCGACAACAAGAUCGAAAAUCGCAUGAGACCACCAGGAGUCUUCAACACUUGGCUCAGGUACGCGGAAAACUCAGUUCGCGUGUUUGGAUCCUGCUAUGGUACAGAGCAUAUCCAAGAAAGGCUCGAUUGUCUCCAAGCCCUGAAGGAGGCCCAUGAAGAAGACGAGCAUGCCUUCCCAGCUGCCUACUGCAUCGAGCUCUUUGAGGAACUUGUCGCGGCUUGGUGCGAAGAACUGCGAGAAAGCAGAAGGAAACUCUGCUCUCUGCUGGGGACCGAAAAUCCACGGCUUGAAGACCUGAAGCUGCUAGCUUUGGCGCCGGGAGCGGAUGGGCAAGCAAACUUCCAGUUUCCAAGCAUAUGGGAUCUGGGCGACCCGAACGGAUAUUACCAGACAGUUGUGGUACCCAGGCAGCAAAGGCAAAUGUCGAGGCUGCUCCACAAGCAGCUGCACGACCACAACCUCAAGCAGAAGAAGACAGCUGGUCCAGCUGAAGAUGAAGAGUCAAGGACAGGGAAAGCCCCAAAGCUUAACCUGAAAGACAAAGAGGCCGAUGGAUAUGCGGGCGGCAGCAUGAAAUCAGCCUACCCAGCUGGAAAACGGCUUACACAAGGAGAAGCUUCACGGUCCGUGGAGCACGCACCUAAGGAUCCCAAGACCAACAAACCUAUCUGCUGGGAUGCGGCCACACACAUGGGAUGCACAAGAGGCGACAAGUGCCAGCACGCGCACGAGCCUUUGCCGGGAUUGGCCAAACUUGACUACACAGUUGCCAUGCAGGUCAUUCGAAGAGGAGGACUCAAAGGUGGGCCGAAAAUCGAUCCCAAAGAGGUCGACGGAAGGGUCGCUCAGCUGCGAACCCAGGCAGCGGCGGAUAAGGCCGACAAGAUCCAACCUAGCAAGAAAGCGAAAGUCAAGCCCAAGCCAAAGGCCAAAGCUGGGAAGGAAGCUGAGGGUAAAGCUGAAGAAGACAAGGUUGGGAACACCCAGUGGGUCGCACCUGAAGACUAUGAUAUCCCUCUGACCCAUCUCGAGACUGACUUGCAAGAGGCGGUUCAGGGCCCAGAUGAGGGCUGGCUGCGAAUACCCUCACAACCCACUGAGCAAGAAGCCGCUCCGGCUUGGGAUGACCAGAGCCAAGAGGAGCGGGAAAGGCUGAAACGAUGGAAGUCGCUGGAGGAGAAAGGGGUUCUGGCGGCCUUGGAUUCGCCCACGGAUUAUCUCAGGUCCCAUGUGAUUGCACGUAUGAUGGCAGCACAAGAUGAAGGAUAUGAACUGGAGCUGAACCGGUGUCUCGAAGAUGCGGCAGAACAUGGACAUCCCGCGCUCUCUAAGGAAGCCGGACGUCAACUUGAGCUCCUCAAGCACGAGCCAAAAGCGGGUCACCAAGCGGAUGUCGAAUUUACGCCCAUCACAUGGGACGAGGGUAUUGGUCAUGGCCUGUUGAACUUUCAAGGAAACUUGUCGCAUAUCGGCUCAGUCACGGUCCGUGACUACCAGGAUCGCUUGAACGCAAAAGACAGCGAGGUCCCACUGCAAGACGGGCAGUUGGAAGAAGAGCGCCAAUGCCUGCCUCUUCAUGUGGGUGUCGGGUUAGCGUUGGCCGAUGAUCCAUCUGUAGAACUACGAGAGGCCGUAGCCAGAGCCAACCAGUUGAGAAAACAUCUCUGGGAUGAAGCAGUGGAGGCUCACGCACACCUUGGCGAUCCGCCAGCGUGGAUACCUGAGGGCGAGCACUUCUUGCGUCAAAACGUCCAUGAUUGCCUCUUUCCUCACCACGAGAAAGACUACCGCGCCUUGCAAACCCUCACAGGAUCCAUGCUGCAAGGAUACACGUUGGCGGUCCUCAGGAUUUCCUAUUUUGGUCGGUUGGAGGUCGACUUGCUCCACGGAGAUGAUGCUGGCAAUGGGAAGCUAGUUUUCGUUACCAUCCACCGGGGGCAUAUGCGCCUGCUUCUUCCACAACAGCCCCAGCAGCUGUUGGAUCACCUGAGGACUGCAGACAAGGUCACCAGGGAACUUCAGGUUGAACAUUGGAGGGUGAUCUUGGACCAGAGCAAAGUGGAGGAUCAGAUGGUUCCAGCCAAGUCCCCCGCCUGCACAAGAUGCCAGCAACAGCAGCAAAGGCCUUAUCGUGUUGGUGAAGGAUUCCCGUUGCCACCGGCUUCAUUUGAGUCCUGCUUGCAGGAUGAUCCACAGGCUCUUCAAAACAGCGGUGUGCCUCUGCGAAAAAGGCUCGCCUUCGCCUAUGGGCCAAUUGGUCAAGAGGUGUACGCUGGAUGGGCAGGAUGGACCAAGGGGCUUCAGUACCAGGGGAUCCCGUGCGGAGAACCCAUUGAAUACUAUGAGGACCCGAUCGAGCAAAAGGGCUUUAAGCCGCAGCAUGAUACCCGUGACCCGAAGGUCCGAGAACGAUUGCUGGGAUUAGCUGGUGCUCCACCAGGGCCCGAUGUCCCCAACACUUGGCAGCUUGGAGUCGUUUGUACUUCCUUCUGCGACCACCAGCUGAAGAACGGUGGCAGCAGGACCUGGCAACGCCCACAAGGCGACGGCACUCGUCCCUCUGAAGUUCAAGGAAAUGAAGACGCAGAGUUCGCAGCCGAACUUUGUACGGUUCUGGCGGACAACGGAAGAGUCUUCGCAUUGGAGAGUAGCGCGCCGUCGGGCCGCUACCCCAAGAUAUGGGACCUGCCUUGUAUGCAGAGGCUCCGCCGCCGCACCGGCGCAAAAAUUGUCUCUAUGGCUAUGUGCGCUUGGGGUCUGGGACCGCCUGAGACUGAGGAGGGCCUGUUUCAUCGCAAGCAUUCUUGGUGGCUGGUCUCCCCAGAACUCUACCCAUGGGCCUUGUUAUUCCUUGGUAGGCAGUGCCCAGGAGUCGGCCCGACUCACCAGCACGCACCCUUGAAGGGACCCAGUCCAAUUCCUCAAGUACCUCUCACUCGACUGGCACAGCAAUACGCACCAGCUUUGUGUGCAGCCUGGGGUCUGGUAGUCCGAGCAGCCUUUGAAGAAUGGAGCUGGACAACAUAUCUGCAAGAGCACAGCGUGCUCAAAGCCCUAGAGAAAUGUUGGACCGAACUGGACGCACCCCCUUGGCCGGCUGAUCCAGCCAAUACGUUGGAGCGAACCCUUGGCCAACAUUUGGCACCGGUGGUUGCUGGCCAAGCGGAUGGACCAGGCCUCCCACAUGGCUACACCUGUUCAGGAUGCGAACUCCAACAGAUGGUCUACCCUUGUACGUUUUGUGGGGGGGAGGGGUCUGUUUCCGAUCCCGAAAAGCAAGCUGAGGGGCAGGGCACAAGGGCAGGCAGCGUCGACGACGCCAAUGGCCAAAGCACUGCUGAGAAAUACUUGGAGGUAUGCCAGAGUGCUUACAGCAAGGAGGCAGUGAGAAAAGCCACAGAGGCAGGAAAUGCGUUGUUGAGGGCCGCCGGCUCGGUGCCAAGAGCAGCUGAAUUAGUCAACAAAGCGAGGCUGAGGAAGUAUGGGGAACACUUCCAGAAGGCAAAGGAAGGAGCAUUGAAAGGGCUCAGCCCCCUACACGAGCAAUACUUGAAAGACUGUGUGCUCAAGGGCGUGCCCAGCCGAGCUAAGAGUACCCCCAAGAGAGAGAAGGCCCGAAACCACGGCUCCGUCAGGGGGCACGAGGAAGAGAUGCUGCAGAAGGCAUGGAAAGACGCAUCUUAUGGGGCGGUACUUCUGUGUUCCACAGAGACCGAGGACCAAGAAGAAAAUCGGCAAAUCGACCAGAUACUGACCGAGAGCAAGGUGGCCGAGAGCCCUCUCGGCCGAGUGCCCAAGCAAAACCCCGACAGAACCAUCUCAGCGGAAGGUCGUCCCAUCAACGAUAUGCGAGCCAGGAAUGCUUCGGGCUCCAAAUACGACCACCCACCCGCCGCUCAGCCUAGGCACAGAGCAGUGGUCAGGCAAAGCCUUUGGUGGAGGGUGCGACACCCGAAGGUUCCACAGAGGUGUGCGAAACGCGAUGUGCCAAGGGCUUUUAAGUGGCACUUCCUCAAGCCGGGCGAUGUCCCUGAAUUCUGCACGAGGAUUCUAGGUGUGCUGAUCCUGAGUCUGGUGAUGGUGUUCGGUUGGGUAGGAGCGCCAGGGGAGUUCGUGAUAUGGGCCACCGCAGCCCAAAAGCACCACGGGUCGUUCCGACCAUGCCAUCCUCAAUUCAACGAUGUGGUUCCCUACACCAGCCGAUGGCUGAUGGAUGACGGCGUGGUGGUAGAGCCACUAGUGGGGAAUAGGAUCCAGAGAUCCCUGUCAGCAAUGGAUGCAGCUAUGGUAUCAGUCUGGGGCCCUGGAGCCAUCAAUCUCGACAAGCUCGCCGAAGAAGGCACCCCGGCAAAAUCCCAGCUCCUGUGGGGCCUCCACCUAGACUUUGAAGAACAGGUUGUGGUCCUCCCGGAACCGAAGCGAAUAAAGGCGAAGUAUCUCCUAAGAGAGCCUCAGCUUCAAAGGGGGUGCCAACGAGUUCGUACCAAGCUGCUCCGAGAACUGGCAGGGACAGCGCAGUAUUGGGCCGUCUCCGCUCCGGAGAUUGCACCCUAUCUACCAGUCUUUUACAGGCUCCUGCAGCAGGAAGUAGGCGAUCAUGAAUGGGUGAAACCCAGGGGCUCCGAGAGUGAGCUAGAGGCUGCCUGGGCUGAGUUCUGGGAUGCGCUCGAUUGGGUUCGCCUCCAGAUGGAAAAGCCUUGGGGAACCAGUUUCAGAGCAGCUUUCGGCAAGCUCCUGCCGUUAAGGGAAAGGCUCGCACUCCCUGGCAUGGCCGCUUCGGCCCGAUUCGUUGGAGGAGAUGCCACGCUAACCAGGCUCGGAAGCACUGAUUGGAAGGAUAGAUGCUACCACAUGGCGGACAGCAGCAGAUACGUCAGGGCCGUGAGCGAAGUCGUAGGGGGCGGAGAUCACUUGGAGAUCAUCGGAGUGAUGGAGCUUCUGACGUUCAUUGUCCUGGCAGCGGCGCGGAAGGAAACCUGGCAGGGGCAACUGAUCCUUUAUGUGACUGACAACAUGAAUGUCAAAGCAUGGUUACGUACCAGGCGCGCUUCAAACAGAUACGUGAGGGCGCUCUUGCUGCUGCUCCAGCGGCUCGAAGCGGAGAAUAGCUUCACUGUCGAUGGAGCGUACGUCCGUACCUACCACAAUACUCUCAACGACUGGCUGACAAGGGAGGAUGAAGACAAGGUCCAUGCGGAAAUGGAAAGCAGUGGCUGGACCCGCCUCGAGCUCAAUGAGGACUGGGAAGGACUCCUGCGAGAAGCCAUGCGCCCCACGUUGAAGCUACCAGGGGAGAAGGGCCCGAGUGCAGCUUUAGCCAUUCAGCUGGCCAACGAACAGCAAACCGUGCAUGCCUUCCCCGCCAAGAUCGAACCAAAGCCAUUCAAAGGGGGACUCCACCAAAUCCGGCUAGGGUCGGAACUACUGACGUUCGAGCUGGGGUGGGUCAAGGGCGGAGGACGACUUAUCGUUGACCAGCCCAGGGAGCUCUCUGAAACCAGCCGAAAUCGCCUGAUGCAGCUUCAGGUUCAAUGGGGUCAGGCACAAGUGGUCGACUAUCAGACUUCACACCACGGCAGCUUCUUUGCCAGGGCCAGAAGACUUUGGCUUUUUGGAGGAACGGCCGACGAAAAGGAGAGAGUUCAAGCAUGGCGAGUUGCACAAGUCAACGAGUGUCAGAUGUUACCUCUGCGAUCCGCAGAGGAGUCAGGUAAGGGAUUAUGCCCGCCCGACUACCUUUUCACGAGAGAACCAAACCUCAUCACCACCGGAGACAAGUGGCUUCCAAAACCAGUCGGCCACUUGGUUGACGUGCGCGCCGGCAGCAGGCACCUGGUCCAUAGCACACGGGGCCCAGCUUGCGGACCUAGGCUCACAGGUGAGCGUCUCAAGAUCCCAGGAGGCACCCUGUUGGAAGAUGGGACGGGUCUGGUCCGUCCUCUCCUCCCAGAAGAGGUGUGGGAAAUGCAAGGGGGCCUCGCAGAGGAUUGGCGUUCCGCCGACUCGAAGAGAAAGGAUCGCAUGAUAGCAGCUGCAGUCCGGGAGCCAGGCUGGCAAGUGGCUAUGAGUCUCAUGCAGGCUCUGACUGGAACCGAUGGGAAGGCAGGAGUCCUGGACCCCGAUGAGAUCCAAGCCCACGAGCAACUAGAGGUCUGGCUGCGAGCGUGGGGGAGGAACCCGAAGGCUCCCUCUUCCGAGCUUUUCCUUACUUCGUGGAAAGAGCCGCGUGUGGCAGUGGCACCCACUCAUGAGUUCGUGGGAGCGACAACCCAGGCGAAAGCAGGCGGAGGCAAACGCACCACCGUGAAGCCAGCACUCAGUGAAGUGGAGAGGCUGGUCCAGCCCGCAUCCAAAAGAGGCGGGACUACUGGGACCCCCCGCCCCCGAGGAGGGAGCACAGCAGAGCUUGACCAGGUAGCCAUGGAAGCUGUCUUGGCCAAACUGGCUGAUUCAACUCGCAGGGUCUAUGCAUCAGGCUGGAAGCAAUGGGCGUUGUACAAUGCCAGCUCGGGCACUCACCCGUUCCUUGACGGAGAAGAGCGCUCCGCUCGGACUGAAGACGAUACCCUGAUCCACUGGUCGGGCGACCUCGGUUGUGGGCAGCGGUUGCGGGUCUACAACGUUGGGAAGGUCCUACAGCCCCAUCGGUGGCGCAGCCCUGAAGACGAGGCGCCUUUGUUCCGCUAUGAAGACGGGACGGGGCUUGACAGAGAGGGCAUCACCCAUUUCAUCAAGAUAGCUGCAUUGGCCGCCGGGGUAUCGUUUGCAGUGAAGGCUGGUGCUAUGGAUGCUACUGAUGAAAGUGCCGAUGGGGGACGAAAGCCAGCAGCUCCAGAUCGAGCCAAUGCAGCGAACCUCUUUGUAGCAGCUCACCCAGGACUAGAUCUUUAUCAAUUCCUGGGUGUUCCACCCGGUGCGACUCCAGCUCAGGUGCUCACCGCAUAUCGUCGCAGGUCCCGUGAGACUCAUCCAGACCGCUUUGCAACUGCUGGGGAAGAUGUCCAGAAAGCCAAAGGAGAGGAGUUUAAGAUGUUGGGAAUGGUCCGAGAGAUCCUCUUGGAUCCACUGAUGGCCACUCAAUACAUGAGGUGGAGACAAGAGCAAAUUGCUGCAAAGCAUGGGCGAGGCCGUUCCCCAGUUGUUCCAGCUGGUGUCUAUGCCAAGCAAGCUUCAUCAUUCCAACAAGCCAGAUCAAGUUUUGAUCGGUCCGGCGCAGGAGCCAGCAGCUCGGGAGGAGCAGGCCGGGAGGUGCCUCGUAAACCGCCCCCCCUUCACAGGGAUAUCCUGGAGGAGGAGCGCAAGGAGGACCGCCCCCAGCCAAAGGCGACCCAACCAUACACUGGAGGGGGCAUGGUGGACGAUUUGCGAGUUCCUCGCAUCGCACUGGCAGAUGUAGGGGUGAAACGAUCAGACGCUCCGUCUGAGUCUUGGUGGUCAGAGACGUCAUCCAGAUAUAGGGCCCCUUCGAGCUGGUUGGAGCCCCGGUCUGAGCCUUGGGUCGAAGAUGACCUUCCACCGGAGAGCACCGUCCCAGACAACGAGGAUGACUAUGUGUAUGUUGAGGUGGAAGCUGAAGACGAUGACAUGGACAUCCUCCAAGACCACCAAUUCGAUGAAGAAGAUUGGGACGAGCCGGCAUGGGAAGAGCUCCCUGAGGAGGGGACCGGGUCUGAGCAAGUCUUCCAAACCUUCGAUCAAGCCGUGAUGCAAGGACUGCUCCAGUUCAUGGAUUUCGUGAACAGAGGACGGGCCAAGAUGCUGAUUGAAGGUGCUCCACCUAUGACUUCUGUCCCAAAAGAGGUCCGGGAGGCAUGUUUGGGAGACCAUCCGGGGCUUCUAAAAAUGCAUCCCAGCGCAAAAGCAUGGCUAAUGGCAGGGACGAAAGGUGUCGAAUUCAAGAAGCCACCACCUCCUAAGCCUCCCAUGCUUUCGGCUCCCCCAAAGGUGGCUCCGCCGCCACUUCCAAAGCCAGCUCAUCCAGAACAGGUACCUGAGCCAAAGGAGCCGCCGAAAGCCCUAGCCCCCAAACCAGUUCCUCCAGUGCUGAUGCAGAAGACACCAGCACCAAAGAAGCCCCCUCCGCCACUGCCAGCAGCCAACUAUGCCAUGCCGGCAAGAGCUAUAGGACUCGGUUCAGGCGCAACAGCAUCAUCUUCUGAGGGCGCUCCGCCCACUGAGGUGAACCACCUUGGGUUUGACGAGUCUGAAGUCGACUAUGGUGAUGACGAUGAUCGAACCCCUGAGGAGAAGGCAGAAGAUGAGGAGCUGCUCGAGAAGACCAAGACGAAAGUGGAAGCUUUCCUGCGAGCACCCCCAGAGAUGAGGAAGACGCUUCGCUCCCAAGCCUGGAAGCGGUGCAAGAGCAAACUGGAGGAGCUCAACUUUGAGUUCAGCACUCGUCCACUGCCCGAAAUGCACCCAGGCAAAUUCGAGAAGGAUCUCGAGGAUGGCUUCACCUAUGCGGAGGCCAAACAACGCCAAAAGGGCCGGCAACGGGCCGCCCGACAUCAGCGAGCCUUGGCUGAAAUGGAGGGUGCCUCCUUUGAGGAUUUCCCGAAAUCCUGGUCACAUGGGUAUUCCAAGCAAGUCCUGAAGCCGGGUUUCCUCGAAGAGAAGAACAAGGAGCGGGCCCGCCGAAAAGCUAUAAAGGCCAACUAUCGAUCCGAUAGAUCACGCAGCACUCCACCACCUCGCCAGUCAGCUGCUCCAGCUGCUGCAUCCAACCAGGCUGAAGCUGAAAGCACGGCCAACUGGGAAGCAGGAAGUCAAUGGCACGACUGGCAAGCGAGACGCAGCAGUGAGUGGCAAUGGCAUCAACCAGAUGUCACACAACGGAGAGAUGCAAAUGCCGCAGACGAUGACGACUGGGGCAACUGGACCAGAGAUGGGCAACGAGGCAGCAACCAAGAUGGCUGGUCCAGCUAUGACUAUGGAAACCAUCAGGAUCGACAGUGGAACCAGUGA
This is a messenger RNA of Cladocopium goreaui, 11880 nucleotides long. The record is from the annotation of a GenBank genome assembly. NCBI's taxonomy places the organism in Eukaryota, Dinophyceae, Suessiales, Symbiodiniaceae.